AAGUACUUGAACUCGUGUUGUUUUUUAAAACCAUUGAUUGAUUUUGUUGAGUGAACUGCAUGUCUUCGAGAGAUAGAAAACCCGUCUCUCAAACGAGUUAAAAUGCUGUUAUCAACAAAGACCCCCAGGGCCCUGGCGGCCAUCUUUGAGAGUCCCAGUGAUGACGAGGACUUCCUGGGUUUCGCCGGGCCAGUGCUGAGUGACAGCGAGUCAGACAGCCUAGCCUCCGAGGACUCUGGGAAGCCGGCCAUAUCUUUCAGGUCAAAGUUUGUGACCUCUGAGUUGGUUAGUCUGUUUAGCCAUUCUGACAAUGAGGGGGAGGAGUUUGAGGGCUUCAGUGAGGAAGAGGAGGAGAAGAGGGGUUCCAGAAGCAGGACGAAGGCUAUGUGUAUAGCGGAGGAGAGUGAUGAGGACACAGGGUUCUACUCCGAGGGGGAGGAGCCAGACACACACAAGAGGAAGAGUCUCUGUGUCGCCUUCAGGUUUCCCACAAAAAGACUCUCUGCCCAGAAACGGGAGGCACCAAUCAACGCCGCCCCUCCGGAGAGGCGAACCAAUGAGAGGCUGCAUCUGAAAAGGGGUUUGUCUCAGGAGUCCAGUGGGAGGGAGACACAGGAUCAGAAACCGCCCCCAAAGAAAGAGGCGCUAGGAAAAGAGAAGAUGGAGGUCGAGUCGCGGGUUCUAAGUAAACGAGCCAAGAACAUCCAGGAGAACAAAGCCAUGUUGGCCAAGCUGUUUGCUGACCUGACCAACAUGUCUGAAGUCACCUCGUCUCCUACCAAGAAGAGGCGUGUGAGUGAGAAGCCGCCCCCUCGUAGACGAGGUGUGUGUGAGGGGGGCGAGAGGAGGAACCCGUCGCGUGCGGCCAGACCGCCAGAGAAGUUUGGGGUGGAGGAGAGCAGUACCUCCCCUUCACGACACGACAGAUCCGUGAGGACUAUCGACGUCGGGAAACUACUGGAGGUACACGUAAACACACUACUGGAGGUGGACGAGCUGGGUAGAAGCGGGAAGAAGAGGAGGGUGAGCAGUGGGAAGAAGAAGAGAAUUACCCAUGUGAGAUCAGUGGAUGAAAUCACAGAGGAAGAGCUGGACAACGUGGCUCAACGCGCCAGAGACAAGAUACUGGACAAGGACCACGGCAGCACGUGUCACCAGUGCAGACAGAAAACUCUGGACACCAAGACGGUCUGUCGUAGUGGAGUGUGUAUAGGGGGCAAAGGUCAGUUCUGUGGGCCCUGUCUGAGGAACCGCUACGGAGAGGACGUACACACAGCCCUGCUAGACCCGGACUGGGAGUGUCCUCUGUGUCGAGGUAUCUGUAACUGCAGUCUGUGUCGACGGAGAGAAGGACGCUGUGCAACCGGACAACUGGUCCAUUUGGCUCAACACAAGGGCCACAGCAACGUCCAAGAUUACCUGGAGAGCAUCCAGAAAGAUGUUAGAGCCUAGAGACAAGCAGACAGCGCCCCCGUUGGUCAGAACAGAGAAUUACAUCCUGCAGGCCCCGAGGGAGAGAUCCAGCAGUAAUAAUCUCUCCUUUCUCCUGAAGUGUACACUCGUUCACUUCUUCCCACAAAUCUGAAAACAUUGGAUUGGAGGAGGCAUGAGCUAAAAGAGGUUUCCACCAUAAUUCUUAAACCAGUCAUUUCCCUAUAAAUCAAUAAAUGGAAGUGAACAAGUGCACACUUUGGAAGGAAGGUGAGAUAAUUAGGACGUAGUCACACUGACCCACAUUGUCCUGCUUUAAUACUGCCACAGUUCAGACUAGAACCCAGGGUGUUCCUCUGACACCUUAUUUAAUCCCAGUCAUGUUCAGUAGGCACACGACGCUUUGAAACAGGAGGUAGUACCUGACAUUCUGCAGUAAGAACAUACUUAUGUAAGUAUGUUCUUAAGUAUUUAGAACAUACUUAAGUAUUUAUUUGGACAGUGAAGCAGAAACUUUUGAUUUAUGUCUAUCCCCCAUUUUUUUGGAUUUGAGAUCAAAUGUUUUAUGAGGUGACAGACUACAGAAUGCAGGGGUUGGAACCAAUUUAAAAAUAACAAAUAAUUAAAGAGCAGCAGUAAAAUAACAAGCGAGGCUAUAAACAGGGGGUACCGG
Messenger RNA from Salmo salar (Atlantic salmon), 2104 nucleotides. RefSeq names its product cell division cycle associated 7 like (gene cdca7l). Gene Ontology annotation, biological process: regulation of DNA-templated transcription. Gene Ontology annotation, cellular component: nucleus. The record is from RefSeq and is a predicted model, not a curated record. NCBI's taxonomy places the organism in Eukaryota, Metazoa, Chordata, Actinopteri, Salmoniformes, Salmonidae.